Messenger RNA from Bombus huntii, 2548 nucleotides. RefSeq names its product spermidine synthase (gene SpdS). The transcript is spliced from 8 exons. The record is from RefSeq and is a predicted model, not a curated record. NCBI's taxonomy places the organism in Eukaryota, Metazoa, Arthropoda, Insecta, Hymenoptera, Apidae. The coding region runs from base 599 to 1483 and encodes 294 amino acids. Gene Ontology annotation, biological process: spermidine biosynthetic process. Gene Ontology annotation, cellular component: cytosol. Gene Ontology annotation, molecular function: spermidine synthase activity.
AUUUCUUCCGAUCGAUCUAUCGUAUCGUAGAAGUGUCAGUUUUAGGUGGGAAGCAUAGGACGAAGAAGCGUAAACGUUUCAUCUAGAAGUUAUCAGGUUUUUCAUUCGUUCCUCUUCUUCCUGUAACCUGGAAAGGACUUUAACGAUGCUUGAAAACCAAGAAAGUUGUCAGGGGCCAGGUGGAAGGAAGGAAGAACGGAAGGAAUGUGCGACGAGUCGUGACCAGCGGAAGGCGGCCAGUCGACGAUACAUUUCCGGUGGUCGGCGGCCACUUGGAGCAAGUUUGCCCCUUGAUCGUGGACAAUAACGUGGGCGAGGACCGCUCGUUACACGCUACAUGCCCACGAAGGAUAUGGAUAGACGAGCGUCCUCAACGCAGUUGGCAUUCGUGACACGCACCAUCGAUGACAUGAGCCACCAUGGGAUCCAUCGCUUCGCCGCACCGCGUCGCACCGCGCCGCACCAUGUCGCCAGGAAUUACGAUUCUCUAUAGGCGCAUUUAUGCACCGAAAUCGACGACGAACCCCGAUGUCUCCACUCGAAUCGUGAAACAAGAACAGAUACUGGUUCGCCAACCGAAACUUGCGUAAGUGAAGAAAUGGAUGCGAUCAAACCUGGAUGGUUCAGUGAAAUUAACAACGAUCUGUGGCCAGGUGUUUCAUUGUCUCUCGAGGUCCUCGACGUAAUUCAUCGAGAGCGAUCGGAGUAUCAAGAAGUGAUGGUGAUCGACACGAAAUCGCACGGAAGGACCCUAAUUUUAGAUGGUAUCAUACAAUGCACGGAGAAAGACGAAUUUUCGUAUCAGGAGAUGAUCGCAUUUCUACCGUUGUGCAGCCAUCCAAAUCCGAAAACUGUGUUAAUAGUUGGAGGUGGUGACGGCGGGGUUGCUCGUGAAGUUGCGAAACAUCCGCUAGUAGAACGAAUCGUGCAAGUCGAAAUCGACUCGAAAGUACUAGAGGUAUCCAGAAAGUAUUUGCCUACGAUGGGUGUGGGACUCGAUCAUCCUAAAGUCACCCUUAACGUGGGCGAUGGUUUCCAGUUCCUGCAGCGACACAUUGGAGAAUUUGACGUUAUAAUUACUGAUAGUAGCGAUCCUAUCGGUCCAGCAGAGUGCCUAUUCCACGAAUCGUACUUCAAUUUAAUGAAAAAUGCGUUGAAACCUGGUGGAAUCGUUUGCAGCCAAGCGGGUACUGCAUGGUUGAAUCUCAGCCAUGUGACACAAACUUUGCAACAUUGCAAGUCCUUAUUUGCGGUUGCAACUUAUGGUAUUGUUUCCGUGCCUACCUACCCUACAGGGCAAAUUGGAUUCGUGCUCGGAGGAUUAAACCCUGAAACGAACUUCAAAGAACCGAAGAAAGUUUUCAGUCACAGCGAACUCGAUGAAAUGAACAUGAAGUAUUAUGACGACGAUGUGCACCGAGCCGCCUUCGUUCUCCCAAGGUUUAUAAUAAAAGCAUUGAACGAAGUCGUGGCUGAAAAAUAGUCGUUAAAUCUUUUCUCGCAGUUUUUGAUACGCCAUCGCUACAGACGUGGCGUAGAAACGAUCAAGAUCUUGUUAUAUCUAUUGAAUUCAUAUUAUCGUGUAUCAUUGUUAACUCAAUUCAAUUCGAUCGAGCUAUCAGCCUGAAAAAGAGACUACAUAAUCCAAUAAAUUAAAAUAGAAUGUCCUGUUUAAAUCAUACGCUUCGCACUUUUGUCUUACAUGCACAUGGAAACAUACAUUCUUAAUGAUACAUCAACGAAAUGUUAGAAAUUCUUUAUUAAUUUCAAUGUAAGUAAAGCUAACAUAUCUAUAUUUGUGAAUGUUCUGCCGUAAUAUAAUUAUAAUAAAACGAUAUCCAUUAUCAUAAUCAUCUCCUAAUUGUAUGUAGCACACACAUGUGUAGCAGCAUUAUAACUAAUGAUAAGAAUAAAUCAAUACUAAUAUAAUAUAAUUAAUACAGUAUAAUAUAAUAUAAUAUAAUAUAAUAUAAUAUAAUAUAAUAUAAUAUAAUAUAAUAUAAUAUAAUAUAAUAAUGUAAUAUGAUAUUACAAUUUGUAACAUUCCACGAUAAAACUUAAUCGAUUGUACUAAAUAUAACGAUUAAAAAUAUCCUGUAUAUAAAUCUGAAUCAUCAAAAACCAAUGAAUACAAAGCUUUAAAAACUGUCGAUUUUUCUCUCUCGUUGCUCUUUGUUUCUUCUUAAUAUAUUAACGGCACAUAUAUAUUUAAUAUAUAAUAUAUGUAGAGAAUCUAUAUAUUGUAUAAUUCCUUUCGUUUAUAUUUAUAUCUAUACAUAUAAUUUUCUAUAUAUCAUGGCACACACCUAUAAGUAUAAUGUAUACGUAUAUAAAAUAAAAACACGAUUGGCAAUCGUUCUGAAAAUAUAUAACACUAAAUGCAAUAAUGUAUACAUAUAUAUCUGUAGAUCCCUUUGCAAGAGUUCGAUAAUACAAAUUUACCUCUUCGCUUGUUUUUUCUUUUUGAAAACGAUUUUUUCAUGCAAAGGGAUUCUUCCUUCAUCUUGUCUCCUUUUUCUUUUUUUUUUUUUUUCGUUUUAUGAUUAUA